Molecule: messenger RNA, 1152 nt
Organism: Dracunculus medinensis (Guinea worm)
Lineage: Eukaryota; Metazoa; Nematoda; Chromadorea; Rhabditida; Dracunculidae
Source: the annotation of a GenBank genome assembly
AUGGAUGAAAAUGGAAUUAAUAAUGCAUAUUGGAAAAUGAUUCUUGAAUUAGCACAAUCGGUAGUUGGAGAAAAUAAUUCAAAUCAUUCGAUGAAGGAAGUUAAGCAGUUGGAUUCUAAGGAUAAACAAUUCAUUGAGAAAGCAAUGCAAGAGACAGUCAGAAAAGUGGAUUCCAAUAUGAUAAUUGCUUCUUGUUUACGUGAUCUUCGUUCGUUAAUGAAUCCCUCUGACAAUGAUCUCGAUUUUGUUACUAACAUUGUCAAUACUUUGGAAGAUGUCAUAUGUCAAAUUGAUUUCGCAUAUAAUUUCUGUCGAAUGGGUGGGAUUGAAGAAAUAAUGAGGUUCAUGUCGUUACCUUUACUUUCCGUUAAAGAAAGUAUUAUGCGUUUAAUUCCUACAAUUGCCCAAUAUAAUCCGCAAGCACAAGAUUACAUUAAUGGAAGCAAUUUACUUUUCACUUUGGUUGAAAAUUUAUUAGUUGCGGAUCAAGCAUCGGCUAUUAAAUAUCAAUGUUUAAGUGGUAUAUCAGCUAUUGUUCGCAAUCAUCAUCAGUCUUUCGAAUAUCACUUGCUUGUCGGAGGUCCAUCUUCCCACUUCUGGUAUCGAGUGAUUACUAAACCUGGAUUUGAACAGGCGAAAAAUAACGAUAAUGCGCCAUCUGUUGGCCUGGACAAAGCUAAUACGUUCGUCGAACCAUGCGUUUACAAUUGCGAACCGCCAACCGAAGAAGAAAUCUCCAUUGUCCAUAAGCUUAAGAAAUUCAUAAACAUGAAUGGUUUAAAUAUUGUUUUAAACUGUUAUCAGCAGGCUUUGGAAAAACAUGAUGAGCGAGUAGCAAACAAAGCAGCUGUUAUUAUUGUUGGUAUUGGUUUCGAUAUCGGUUUUCAAGAAGCGAGUAAACAUGGAUUUACUGAUGCUAUCUUUGAAAUAUUUUGUACGAUUCCUCCAAGUUUUGAUGCUUGCUCUUAUGUGAGAGGCUAUCUAAAUUAUCCUGAAUUGCAAAAUAUGAAGCUCACUUCUGAAAUGAUUAAAGCUAUGCAAGAUGCUCUCCAGAGUCAUCUGGAUUACGAAACGACUCUUGCUGAAAAAGAUGAAAAUACGAUCAAUGAACUUAGAGCAACUCUGAAGUCUUUUAAUGAAGUUAAAUUGUGA